Linum tenue is the source of this 1275-nucleotide messenger RNA. NCBI's taxonomy places the organism in Eukaryota, Viridiplantae, Streptophyta, Magnoliopsida, Malpighiales, Linaceae. The record is from the annotation of a GenBank genome assembly.
AUUCUACAACUGAAGUUUAAAAUUCCUUUCUAGACUAAUGAGAUGCCACAAUUUAAUGGUAAACGGGAAACUAAGACACGGCUGCACCACCAAGUCAAAAUUUGAAUGUUAUAGCCAUAGAAGUAAGGACACCUAUCUAGCUACCCUACCCACAUCUCUCUUUAUAUAAUCCCCUCAUUCCACCAUAGCAUAGCAUAGCACACUUCAGAAAACAAAAAGGCCAUGGCGGCAAGAGAACCAGGAGAAGAAGAAGAAGUGAAGCUGAUCAAGACAUGGUCGAGCCCUUACGCCCUAAGGGCCGUUUGGGCUCUGAAGCUCAAAGGCAUACCCUACGAGUCCAUCGACGAAGAUCUCACCCACAAGAGCGACAUCCUCCUACAUCACAACCCUGUCCACAAGAAAGUCCCUGUCCUCCUCCACCAUGGAAGAUCCAUCUGUGAAUCCCUAGUAAUCAUCGAGUACAUCGAGGAGACCUGGAGCCACAACCCACCCAGGCUGUUGCCUGAGGAUCCUCUCCAGCGAGCCGAAACUCGUUUCUGGGCGAAAUUCGUAGAUGACAAGGCACUGCCGUCGAUAUGGCAAGCGUUCUCGAAGGAAGGUAAGGAGCAGGAGCAAGGCCUGUCCGAAACAGCAGAGCAUUUCAGGUUGCUGGAGGCAGAGCUGAAGAAGAAGAAGAAGAGAUUGUUCUUCGGCGGGGAGGAGAUCGGAAUCGUGGACAUCGCGCUGGGCUGGGUGGUGAACUUGGUGCCACUGUUCGAACGAAUCCUGGGAGUGAAAUUUCUGGACGAGGAACGUCAUCCGGCGUUGUUGGAGUGGAGGCAGAGGAUGUCCGAUGUGGAUGUGGUCAAAGAGAGCUGGCCGCCUCGCGACAAACUCGUCGCCAAGUGGACGGCCAUCCGCGAGCGUUGCGUGGCCAUGGCCGAGAAAGGAGGAGGAGAAGAAGUGAAGGUGUUGAAGACAUGGUCGAGCUUGUUCGGACUGAGGGUCAUUUGGGCGCUGAAGCUCAAAGGCAUACCCUACGACUCCAUUGAUGAAGACCUCGCCAACAAGAGCGAUCUGCUUCUGCAGUACAACCCUGUCCACAAGAAGGUCCCUGUCCUCAUUCACAACGGGAAGCCCGUCUGUGAAUCGCUCGUGAUCCUCGAGUACAUCGACGAGGCUUGGAGCCAGAACCCGCCUAGGUUGUUGCCUCGGGAUCCCGUCCAGCGCGCCUCGGCUCGCUUCUGGGCCAAAUUUGCCGACGAGAAGGUACGUUAUUUGGUGUUACUUACGUAG